Molecule: messenger RNA, 2422 nt
Organism: Nothobranchius furzeri (turquoise killifish)
Lineage: Eukaryota; Metazoa; Chordata; Actinopteri; Cyprinodontiformes; Nothobranchiidae
Gene: frk
Product: fyn-related Src family tyrosine kinase
Biological process (GO): cell surface receptor protein tyrosine kinase signaling pathway; innate immune response; protein phosphorylation
Cellular component (GO): extrinsic component of cytoplasmic side of plasma membrane
Molecular function (GO): ATP binding; non-membrane spanning protein tyrosine kinase activity; signaling receptor binding
Source: RefSeq, a predicted model, not a curated record
GACUUGCGAACAGCUGAGUUGUCCAGCUGUGAGCUGAAGAGGAGCCCUUUAGAUGAACCCAUGACUCGCGUGAGCGCGUGAGAGGAGUUUACCUGGCAGGUGUGUGUCCGCGUGUCUUCUGACUGGGAUUCGGGAGCAGAAAUCGUGGAGAUGCGGAAGAUGCUUUCUUCGUGCUUACACAGCAUCGCAUCGUGCUGCUGUAAGAAGUGGAAACCAUCCGAGGACGAGGAGAGAUCAGAGAAAGAUGGGACGGUUAUUAAGAACCUCUCUGCUUCAGAGGAGCGCGAGCCCAAGUACCCCAGCAGGCCGUUACCGGACCCCCCGGCUCCGGUGAAGCCCGGUGGGGAGGUCUACGUAGCCCUGUAUGAUUACUCCGCUCGUACCGAGCAGGACCUGAGCUUUAACGCCGGAGACCAUUUGGAGGUGGUGGAUAAGAGUCCCGGUGAGUGGUGGGUGGCUCGCGCCCUGACCGGGGUCUCCGCCUCCCAGCAGGGAUACAUCCCGGCCAACUACGUGGCUCCGGUGGAGAGCCUCGAUGCAGAACCGUGGUAUUUUUCGGACACCAAAAGGCUGGAUGCAGAGAAGAUGCUGUUGGCUAAGUGGAACCAGUCUGGUGCUUUCCUCAUCAGAAACUCCGAAGGUCGGAAAGGAGAGCUCUCUCUCUCAGUGUUGGACCAAGGGACGGUGAAGCAUUACAAGAUACCUAAACUGGACAAUGGUCACUACUACAUAUCAAAGCUCAAGUCAUUUCCAACACUAAAGGAGUUAGUUGAAUAUUACUCUAGACAAGCUGAAGGACUCUGUGUGCGUCUCACUGAGCCAUGCAAAAAGGGGCAGAUAAUGGCUCCAGAGACUUAUGGUCUGUCCUACAACACAGUUGACAUUUGGGAGAUUGACCGCAAGUCUAUCCAACUAUCGAAGAAGUUGGGAACUGGACAGUUUGGGGAAGUCUAUCAAGGACUGUGGAAUGGCACCACAUCAGUAGCCGUGAAGACCCUCAAACCUGGAACAAUGGACACCUCAGACUUCCUUAGAGAGGCUCAGCUGAUGAAGAAGCUGCGUCACCCGAAGCUGAUCCAGCUGUACGCCGUCUGCACUACCGAGGAACCCAUCUACAUAAUCACCGAGCUGAUGAAGAACGGCAGCCUGCUGGACUAUCUUCAAAAGGAUAAGGGCACUUCUUUACGCAUCUCUGAUCAAAUAGAGAUGUCUGCUCAGGUGGCAUCAGGCAUGGCUUACUUGGAAUCCCAGAACUACAUUCACAGAGACCUGGCAGCCAGGAAUGUCCUUGUUGGAGAGAAUAACAUCUGCAAGGUGGCUGACUUUGGCCUUGCCAGAGUUUUUAUGAAAGAGAAUGAAUAUGAAGAUGAAGAUUGUGUGUAUGAACCUAAAGAAGGAACCAAAUUCCCUGUAAAGUGGACUGCUCCCGAGGCAAUCAAUGGCAACAGAUACACCAUCAAAUCUGAUGUUUGGUCUUUUGGGAUUUUGUUGUAUGAGAUCAUGACAUUUGGUCAGAUGCCUUAUCCAGGCAUGUCAAACAUCCAGGCAGUCCAGUGGUUAAGCAAGGGCCACAGGAUGGCAUGUCCACCUAAAUGCCCAAAGGUCUUGCAUGACAUCAUGUUAAAGUGUUGGAAGGAAAAUGAAUCAGACCGGCCCACAUUUGAGACACUGCAGUGGCAACUGGAAGAUUUCUUUGACCUGGACACGACUGCCUAUGACGACUCAUCUCAAUACUAGAACAAAAACUUUGUUUUUACUAAACAAAAGACUGAAAGAAACUCAGAAAAUCAAAAUCUGUAAUAAGUUAGACCAUUGAUUCUGUAACAAGCAGGGAGCUUUACACAUUUUAACACCUGAAUGUGCAGUGUACAGGUAUGAACUAAACUAAACUCCGAAGGAGCUGCUUCUGCCGGUUCUGUUGGCUCCAGCCACACAACACAUUCUCUCGUAAAUACCACCUGAGACGAGUUGAGCAAGAUUCACCUAGCAGCUCAGUUUGCCAUUCCUCUCUUUGUCAUGGAGCCACCAGCAAACUCACAACACUUUAGUUUAUAAAAGAAUUGUUUUAGUUUGUCUAAAAGUUAUAUUUUAACAUGUGAAAACAAUAAAAACAUCUGUUGCGUUAGUGCUCUGUAUAUUUACCGAUUUUAAAUUUGGGUACACUUCUUUUUACCAGGAGACACCGUGUUACCCUGGUAUGUUUGUAUUAAGCCUCAGAACACACACACAUACACACCUUUGUGCUUUUGCACCACUGCUGGGUUAGGGUCUGAAGGCUGUAGCUCAGCUUUCUGACACACCAACUGAGCCAGUUCGAUCUGCUUCACAGUUUACUUGUACGUUGUAAUCGAUUUGUUUUCACCAAUGUCUUAAUGUAUUUUAACUAUCAAAUGACAAUUAAAAUGAUUUCUAUUUAUUAUCA